Messenger RNA from Anoplophora glabripennis (Asian longhorned beetle), 2253 nucleotides. RefSeq lists its product as uncharacterized. The transcript is spliced from 9 exons. Bases 194 to 2191 code for a protein of 665 amino acids. Lineage: Eukaryota; Metazoa; Arthropoda; Insecta; Coleoptera; Cerambycidae. The record is from RefSeq and is a predicted model, not a curated record.
CGGAUAAUUCAUUCCGAUGUAAACCGCGGACGAGGCAUGCUUCAAUACACCAAGCGUCGUCGUACCGUGUUAACAGUGAUCAACUUAACCCACAAUUGUUACACAGCAUGUAAUUAACAACCGACGACCUUAAUUAUUAAUUAGACCAAUUAACGCGAGUAGUGCACCAAAGUUUUCAUUUUUACAAUCGGCCAUGAGGAAGUAUCAACAAUCUGUUUUAUUCACAAUACUUGUUUGCAUGGGGAGUUUUGUGGACGAAUCCAGUGCCGUGGGGUUGAACGAAGUGUUAGACAUAAUCAAACUCGCCAAAGACGUGGUAGUAGCAAUAGCUAAAGCGUGGAAUAUAGUCGAUCAACAUGUAGAUUUUUCCGAAAUUCCAAUACCACUCCUUGAUAAGACAGAGGCCAAACUAUUCGGUAAAAUAGGGGUUAUUAGUGCCAAAUUAGAUAAACUGGGAAGUAGAGUUGAUGAAGUAGGUACCUCUACUAUAGCCAUGGUUUUACAUACCCUCCCUGAUCGUGUACGUUUAGAACUUCGCCUAAAUGACCUCUUGAACUAUAUUACUAAAAUGGAUGUGAAUUAUCGCAGUUUUCAAAAUUAUGUCAAAGAUCAAAAUGAACUAGAAAGGUUAACAUUGGAAGAUUUUGCCAAACACGUCGUGUCCCAUGACAGUAACUCCAUAAAUAAUUUGAUUGAACGUAUUCAUGCUUUCAUCGCACCCAGCAGCCGGGGAAUUACCAACACCGGUUUGAUCACAUUAUUAUUGAAAUCAUUGGAGGAAGUAGAGGGUGAUAUGUUGUGCAAUUCCCAACAGUCACCACAACAGGUUCUUUAUAACUUGUAUAAUGCUAUAGCAUUAACUGAAUUGAAAGGCUAUACAAUGAUACAAUUUUCCUAUAUGUUACUGAGGUUAUAUGAUCAAGGUAAUUUUACAAAGGAAGCACAAUUAAUGAGAAACAGAUAUGAAGAAAGAACAAAUAAUGCUAUUGAAAUAGUUAAACAGUCUAUGAAAAAUGCAUCUAGAGCAUUGUGGAACUGUGAUCCUAAAAAACAUGUGAAAGGAGAAACAUAUGAAGAAAUUACCCAAUUACUUCAAGGUUAUAUUCAAAAUGAAGUUGACCUUAAUUCUGAGGGCACAUGCAGAGAAAAUUGUGUAGAAUACACCUAUACCAAAAGUCAUAGUUGUUUUAAAAAUUUGUACUGUCGCCAGCAAAGAAGAUGCAAUGGUAAAAUUAUAAAUUGUCAGUUCUUCGAUUCUGAUAUGUGGAUUUGCCCAGCUGACCCACUUAGUGGUAGGAGAUACGAGUAUGUAGAAUAUGAAAAUGGAAGAGUUCUUGGCAGAAAACAAGGUUGCAGUAGAGGUACCUCAAAGGUCGACAGUUGGUGGAGAUGGCUGUUUUGGCACUGUUCAUAUUGUUUCUGUCUUUGUGAUGAACAAGGCAGCAAUUCUGACAGAUACUUCAAUAUGAGGCCUACAUUUGCUAAUUUCAACGAUAAUCGGGUGGUUACCGGAUUACGAUUUGUUAAGAAAAAUCGAAUAAUACAUCUCCAAAUCCAAGAAGGGAAAUUAUUACCUAGAGGUAAAAUUGAUGUAGAUACAGUCCACUGGACACCUGUCGAGGAAUAUAAAAUAACCGAUAGAAAAAUUUUUAAUGGUCAAGAUUACCACACACUAAGCUGGGAAAAACGAGCUAUUGAUUUGGAUGAUUUAGAAGCUGAAGAAGGAUAUGUUUUAACAGGAAUACGGUUUAAAGAAAUAGGAUCUCAUUUAAAUUUUGAAAUAUAUGUUACUCCAUUUGAUUUUGAUACUGGAAAACUUAUCAAUCCAUCCAGUACAAGUGUUUGGAAAGAUAAUCCAAAUACAGAUGCUUCUAUAAAAAAUCCUAGGACCAAAGUUAAAUUAAGGCACCCAGACAUUCCCACUAGAUCACCGUCACCUUCAGUUCCAACCUCACAAUCGGAUCAAUACAUUGAAUUUGUAAAUUCUGACAUUGACCGAGAUGUUGCUCAGACAACUGUACCAUUUUUGGAUGCUCAAAAAGUGGAGUCACUUCAGCCAGUUCCUUUAAGCGGAGCAGGAAUUUUCCACAAAGGAAGGAAUAAUUUUGGAGGAUUUAUUACUCCCAAAAUCAUUACUUAUGAUUUUAGUAAACAUUUAAAAGCUGCAUUCCCGGGAGAAGAGAUCAAUUAAUUAUAUUAUAUUACAUAUACAUACUAAUAUUUGUGUCAUAAAGUUUUUAUUAACUGUUCAAA